AUGGGCCUGCGUGUCUCUCACCACGGCUAUGGCACUCUGCCGGACAGACUCGACGCUGUGGAGCCCUUUGUCCGAGAGCUGUUCGAGGAGCUUCGAACUCGCUGUGAAGAGGAGAGAAUGCAAUAUGCUCUUGCUGGCCAGACGCCGUCCCCGCACAAAGCGAACUUUUGGCUGGCGCACACGGACCCCGAAAGAAUCUCGAGUUAUGUCUUCAAGUCGCGGUUGUUUCUCCAGGGUUUUGACGACUUCCGCUGCGGCAGUCAGAUCUCCAAGGAGCAAUUGCGCUUUGCAGUGCUGGUGCAGCACUUUGCCUCGCAGGAUACACUGGAUUUCCAGCGAACUCGCACUGAAAGAAUGCACGAUGAUGUGUUUGAAGGUGUCCUCACGCAAGGCGUCAAUACGCAACUCAUGACGGACGCUCAUCGCGCCGAGUGGGCCGUGGAUGGGGCAGCCUUCGUCUUCUCUGACAGUGACAGGGAUGUGCAGAAUGAUGAGGAAAGGAAGCAAGCCCUUCUCGAUUUUCGCAUGGAGCUGGUUACGGCCCUGGAGCAGUUCCUCAUCGACUUUUGCAAACGGCGUCAGCUCACAGAACAUGGCACAUUGUGCCUCCUCCAAGCCGUUACAACCCAAAUGUCGCAGUGUGGAUUGGCCAACCUGGAUCGCUGCUCCAGAGCAGGCGAGUACAUGGUGGGUGGAGCACGUCUCAAGCAACACGUGAAUUACAACAUCUCGUGUAUGGACGCCGGCCCAUUGGGCGAGGCGCUAAAGCUGACACUAGGCUGCCUCAAGGAAGGCUUUCAGUUCAUCCAGCGGACGGUGCAAGAUCAUGCUGACGAUGCCAUGGGCGACGAUAUCUCAACACAAGGUUGUGACCCAUCUUCGCGGAUGUACCAAUGCGCCACCCUCCGGUUCACAACCAAGCUGGGCCUGGAAUCGCCCCAUGGCCAAGACCAGAUCCAGUGCGACGUUAUAGACGUGUAUGACGAGGUCUUCAUCAAGAGGACAUGA
This is a messenger RNA of Symbiodinium natans, 1008 nucleotides long. The record is from the annotation of a GenBank genome assembly. NCBI's taxonomy places the organism in Eukaryota, Dinophyceae, Suessiales, Symbiodiniaceae.